AUGUACGACGAAGAGAUUGACGUAAAGGAUGCCGAGGAUGUCGACAGUGAGUCGUCUGAUAGCAGCAUCGACAACGACAGCAGUAGAGAUCUGAGGACGCCCAGUGCCAAGCAACGAAAAAUUUUGAUGUCCAGUGGUUCAGGUCGGAGGUCCAGGUCCAGACUCAGAGCCGUGGAUUACGAAGAAGUGGAUGCGGCCGUGAAAGAAGAUCCAGACAGUUUUGACGUGCACGAAGCUCAGAGGUAA
This is a messenger RNA of Macrosiphum euphorbiae (potato aphid), 246 nucleotides long. The record is from the annotation of a GenBank genome assembly. NCBI's taxonomy places the organism in Eukaryota, Metazoa, Arthropoda, Insecta, Hemiptera, Aphididae.